Messenger RNA from Drosophila persimilis, 2595 nucleotides. RefSeq names its product sodium/hydrogen exchanger 9B2 (gene Nha1). Lineage: Eukaryota; Metazoa; Arthropoda; Insecta; Diptera; Drosophilidae. Gene Ontology annotation, molecular function: antiporter activity. Gene Ontology annotation, cellular component: membrane. Gene Ontology annotation, biological process: proton transmembrane transport. The coding region runs from base 266 to 2455 and encodes 729 amino acids. The record is from RefSeq and is a predicted model, not a curated record. The transcript is spliced from 5 exons.
CGCCUUCGCCGUCGUUUUGCCCCACUCUAUACGGAUCGCAUUCCCGUUAACGUGAAUAUGAAAGUUAAAGUACCCAUUGCCUCCACGACGAGCACCACCAGCACAUUCGACUCUUAAUUGAUUUGCAAACUUUGGGCAAUUCCGAGAAAUAAGAGGGAGCAUAGAGAUAGAAGAACAGUGAGAAAAGUGACACGAGAUUUGACACAUCAACGGAAAAGUUGUCUAAUUUCCUGCCUGCUGUGUGAAUACCAGAAUCCACAAGACGAUGACGGCCACCGGUGAGCCAGGAGCCAGGGAUGACUCCUCCGGUGCUCCAGCCAGCCUAAUCACCACGCCCAAUACCAUCAUCGCCCCCUCACCGAUACCCGUGCUCAGUGAUGUGCCCAUGCCGAAUGGCAAUGGCAACGGGAAUGGAAGUGGAGCUGGAACUGGCGCUGGAGCUGGAGCUGGGAACAACUUCAAGAGCAGCAUUGUCAUCGACAGCCAGCCCAAGCGGCGGGUGAGCAUUAUCUCGGAUCCGCCAAUGAUCGCUGGUGGAGGUGGAGGAGGCGGAAUUGGCGGUGCCGCAGGCCCCGGCGCCGGAUACGAUAACCCCGCCUUUGAGCAAAAUCCUAGGCGUAAAAUUUCACAGACCUCCACACACUCGCACACGGACAUUGGACCGGCGCGAAGGAAGAGCAUACUGAAGGACACUGCCACCACCACCCAUGACAAUGAGAGCGAUCGGGUCUCAACGCACAGCUAUGAAAACUAUCGACAGAAUGCGCUGGACGUGCUCAAUGCCAAAUAUAACGGCCAUCAGAUGGCCCAUAGCUCGGCGGGGGGCAGCAAUGGUGGGGCCAACUUUGUGGAGGAAUCCUGGAUGUACACAUUCUGUUUGAAGUGUCGCGGCGAGGAGCCAUCGUCAUCGUGGGAGCCUCCCUUCUGGCAGAAGAUCUUCCCCUAUCCUCUGUGUCCCACCUUCAGGACUUUCUCGCGACUGGUGUCCAUCAUUCUUAUAGGUGUCCUCAUUUGGAUCACGGCCUUUGUAAUCAUUGGAGACUCGGCUGCCCCUGGUGGACAGCUGUUUAGCCUGGUCGUCCUAACUGUGGCAGCCAACUUUGGCGGCUACCUGAUAUCUCUGACCACCCUGCCUCGUCUGAUUGGCAUGCUCCUGGUGGGCAUACUCUUUCAGAACGUCGGCUGGGUCAAUCUCGAUGGUGACUUCUCGGUGGUGACGGCCCACCUGCGCAAGUUUGCGCUGACCAUAAUCCUGACUCGAGCUGGACUCGAAAUGGAGCCGGAAGCCUUCAAGAAAGUCUACAAAACGAUUCUUAAGCUGGGCAUUAUUCCCUGGUGCGUGGAGGCCGUCAUUGUGGCCGUGAUGUCGCACUUCCUGCUCGAUCUGCCCUGGAUCUGGUCGUUCCUCUUGGGCUCCAUCAUCGCCGCUGUCUCGCCGGCUGUGGUGGUUCCCUGCCUGUUCCGCCUGCGAACGAAAGGCUACGGUGUGGCCAAGGGCAUUCCUACGCUGGUGGUGGCUGUGGCCGGUGUGGACGACGCCCUGUCGGUGGCUAUCUUCGGCAUCAUCAGCACCGUAAUGUUCUCGGACAAGGGACUGGCGUAUCAGAUUGCCCAGGCUCCGGUCUGCAUUCUGGGCGGCCUGGGCUUUGGCGUCCUUUGGGGAAGUCUGGCUCGCAUUUUCCCCGAGAAGGGGGAUGCUUAUGUGGUGCCGCUGCGAACACUGCUCCUCUUCACCGGCGGCCUGAUGGCCAUCUAUGGCAGCGAGGAGCUGGGCUUCGAGGGAGCCGGCCCCCUGGCCGUUGUGUUUUCUGCCUUUGUGUCGAAUCUAUUCUGGUGCAAGGACGGCUGGGAUGUGGAGGAUAAUCCGGUGUCUACCGCCUUCGAGAUCUUCUGGAUGAUCUUCGAGCCCAUUCUGUUCGGCAUCACUGGCUCCACCAUCAAGAUACGCGAGCUGGACUCGCACACCGUCUCCAUUGGAGCCGCCUGCAUCUUCACCGGCGCCAUUCUGCGCAUCUUUACCACGGCUGGCAUUGCCUUCGGCGAUCGCCUGAACCUCAAGGAGAAGUUCUUCGUUGGCCUCUCCUGGAUGGCCAAGGCCACAGUCCAAGCGGCUUUGGGGCCGGUGGCCCUCAAGCAUCUCGACGAGAACUCCACGGAAGAAGAACGCAAUUACGCCAGCAUUGUGCAGACAAUCUGCGUCUUCAGUAUUGUGCUGACAGCGCCGUUGGGUGCCAUUCUGAUAUCGGUGACGGGGACAAAGCUGCUGACAAAGACGAAGCAGCCGCAGGAUCUCAGCGGCUGGCGACGCAGCCAUCGUCCUUCCAUACGCGACAUCAGCAUCAUCGAUGAGGAGGAGGAGCGCGAAGAUCCCGAGAUACCCGAGGACAAGGAGACGCACGACAACACGCUCAACAAUGCACACAUACCCAGCAUCUCCUAUACGUACAACACAUAAAAGUUGUCAAAAUGGGGAAUGGGAUCUCCUCUCCUUGUUGUUGGAUCGCAAGCGCAAUGUGUUGAUUGUUUUCUUAUUAUACAUUAGCCUUAAGUGGACUUUGCAUUCCGAAAUAAAUGAAUAAGUAAAUCAAUUAAUAA